This is a messenger RNA of Psammomys obesus (fat sand rat), 243 nucleotides long. Its product is annotated as cytochrome c oxidase subunit 7B, mitochondrial-like. Gene Ontology annotation, biological process: mitochondrial electron transport, cytochrome c to oxygen. The record is from RefSeq and is a predicted model, not a curated record. Lineage: Eukaryota; Metazoa; Chordata; Mammalia; Rodentia; Muridae. The transcript has a single exon.
AUGUUGCCCUUGGUCGAAAACACACUAAGCUGUCUCCCUGCUAGAAACAUUCAGCAAGUGGUGGCAAGGCAGAGCCACCAGAAGAGGACACCUGAUUUCCAUGACAAAUAUGGAAAUGCUAUAUUAACUGGGGGAGCCAUCUUCUGUGUUUCUACAUGAUCAUAAACAACCACAAAAAUUACAAUAGAAUGGAGCCUGUCCCUUGUUGGCAGAGUCACCCCAAAGGAACGGAGAGAUCAGUAG